GGACGCGCGCUGAAAUGUGUAGCGUUUUAUUUUGUGUUGAACGGGCUGUGUAACCGGUCGUACACUCAUCCGUCGAACACAAACUUGUCGUUUUGUAGGUGUUCUCUGUUUCAAGCCGUACCUCAGGCUAACAAUUCAACGCGGGGGGGUUCAGGGCAAGUUCCAUAUUUUGGAUAUUUUGGCCAAUCACACUGAAACGUAAAGGUGAAUUUAACCAAUGACAACGCUGGAGGAGCUGAACCCGGAAGUCCACUCUUUUUCAAAGAAAAUGUGAGCUCUCUCUCCACCAUACACCGGCACGUUUGGAAGCUGAGCUGCGAUGGCCAAGUGGCUGAAAGACUACCUGAGCUUUGGCAGCAGGAAGGUGCCCCCGCAGCCGCCCACGCCAGACUACACCGAGAGCGAGAUCCUCAAGGCAUACCGACUCCAGAGGGACCUGGACUUCGAGGAUCCCUAUGAGGACUCUGAGAACAGGUCCAGGGGUGAGUCCGGGACCUCUGACCCUGCCACGCCGGUGUACGGGUCUCCCAUGAAGUCAUCCAGCGUGGAUACGAAGUCCCCUAAACACAGACUGAUCAAAGUGGACUCUCAGGAGCUGGGGCGCACCAAGAUCCUCCUCAGUGCCAUCUCUUUAGAGGACCAGCAAGAGCCUGUGGUACCUUCUGCUCCACUGGCAGGGGACACCGAUUAUUCUGACCCAUUCGAUGCUCGAUUGGACCACAGACCAGAGAUGGAUCACGGACCUGUUCCCUGUGAGAACAAUGGCUACAUGGAGCCGUAUGAGGCCCAGAGGGUCAUAACAGAGCUGCAGCGUGGCCCAGGAGGGGGACGGGUACGUGGCGGGGUGCAGCUCUACGACACCCCCUAUGAAGAUGAGAGAGGCCAACGCCUGGGUCUGGUGUAUGGAGAACCUCAGGAGGAGGGCAAGGAGAGCAGCAGGCUGCCACAAGAUGACGAGAGACCAGCCGACGAGUAUGACCAGCCCUGGGAAUGGAAAAAGGACCACAUCUCCAAAGCUUUUGCAGUGCAGUUUGAAGGUGCAGAGUGGGACCGCUCCUCGCCGCCCACGGAACGGUUGCGUCCUCCGGGGCCCAGGUCCAGCCCGCUGGCAGGAGGGGGGAUGAAGUUCCGAAUGCCGCAGGAGGGCCUUGCGAUGGUGGGGGAGAGAGUGGACCCUACCCUGCCUCUGGAGAAGCAGGUAUGGUACCACGGGUCACUGUCGCGUUCUGAGGCAGAGUCGCUGCUAACGCUGUGUAAAGAGUGUAGCUACCUGGUGAGGAACAGUCAGACCAACCGCUCCGACUACUCCCUGUCCCUACGGAGCUGCCAGGGUUUCAUGCACAUGAAGUUCACUCAGUGUAAAGACGGCAAGUACGUGCUGGGACAGAACAGCCCUCCCUUUGACACCAUCCCAGAGGUGAUACACUUCUACACCACACACAAACUCCCGAUCCGAGGUGCCGAGCACCUGUCCCUGCUGUUCCCUGUGCUGGUGCAGACUCUCUGACUGAUGGUGGACGCUCCUCCUGGACCACCAGGGAUUUCAUUGUGUUCAGACACUUAAAACUUGAAUGUUUUAAUGGGAUCUUUCCCAGCGGAGUGCCAGUGUUCUCCUCUUGUUGGACUGGACUACUUUUGAUGAUUCAACACACCACGGGGCCAAUGCCCUCACCCACCACUGCUCUUGUACCUGUGCCAAGUGUCUCUAACAUCCGGGGGAUCGAUUCACAUGAAAUGCAAUACCUGAACUUUAGGCCACCUUUGCUGUAACUCCUCUCUCUCUCUCUCUCUCUCUCUCAUCUCCUUGCUGAACUAAGGGGGUUAACUGUCAGGACACCUGAAAUUCUCCUUCUCUUUAACAUAUUUCACUCACAGCUGCCGUAAAUGUAAAGUUAGUAAAGCUGUAGCUGGGAGAAAGUCUGUACAUUCUGAACCUGGUUCCAGUUUACAGGAGACCUGCAGAAUAUUGAGAUUAACUUACUGUUGUUCCACAAAAAAACACCUCAUCAACACUGAUAAAAUAUUGCUGUUGUCGGGUGAAAACCUUGCAAGAUAUAUUUUGCUGAUUUUUCAUGUUUAUACCAGAAUCAGUAAAUUGAAUUGCACUGUAUAGGGUGAGAAACCUUUGUCAUCCUCGGGCUCAGAAAACCCUUUUGUAAUUGUCCCAGCUAUUUUUGAAGAUAAAAGGUUUUUACCAACAGCAGUGAUAUUUCAAAUGCUUUUCUACACGCCACACCUGUCCAUUUUCAUCUGUUCUGUGGCGUCAUGCUGCUAUAUGUUGAGGAUUUGCUUGACACAUCUCCAUGUUACCUGUUGAUUGUUCAUUGUGAGCAACAGAGAAGCUGUGUUGUGUUGGUACUUGUGUUGACCUUGCUGACCUGUAGCUCUUGUUGAUUGCCUAUGUUGCAUCCGGUAGACAAUGCUGGGUUUGUUUUAAAAAAAAAAACAAAAAAAACAAAAAGCAACCUGUCACUGCUGUCAUUGUCUUCUCACUGAUUUAAAGAUUAGUUUGGAAGCUGAGCUGGACACUCUCAGACAAACUCUCAAACUUUGUGAAUGUUGGCCACGUUCUCACACUUCCUACAUGUUUGAUCACAGAUUUUUUCGACUGGCCAAGUUCUUACAUGCUGGUUGGUGAGUUGUGUUUGAGUUAAAUACUUGCCAUCUGGAAUGGGUCUCCAUGUCUGCUGCCUGGUUGCAGUGUUGUGUGGCAAAAACUGAUUUUAGACUAGAGCCAAUUUCUUCCAAACACAUUGGAAAUGACAAAUAGGAAAAACAAUAUUUAAAUCAUUGUUUCUCAAUCCAAAAGUCUAUGUUGCCUGAAUUGCAAUUAUUAUUAUUGUUAUAGCCAUGUUCGUCAUUAGUAAAAGACAACAGGUUGCAUAAUUUA
Molecule: messenger RNA, 2890 nt
Organism: Lates calcarifer (barramundi perch)
Lineage: Eukaryota; Metazoa; Chordata; Actinopteri; Centropomidae
Gene: shdb
Product: Src homology 2 domain containing transforming protein D, b
Exons: 7
Coding region: 320-1507 (395 amino acids)
Molecular function (GO): phosphotyrosine residue binding
Source: RefSeq, a predicted model, not a curated record